Chinchilla lanigera (long-tailed chinchilla) is the source of this 580-nucleotide messenger RNA. RefSeq names its product zinc finger protein 709-like. The transcript has 4 exons. Gene Ontology annotation, biological process: regulation of DNA-templated transcription. Lineage: Eukaryota; Metazoa; Chordata; Mammalia; Rodentia; Chinchillidae. The annotation marks the transcript as partial. The record is from RefSeq and is a predicted model, not a curated record.
AGUUGCGUGUCCAGAGCGGAAUAUUGAGCGCUGAAUGCUUGCUAAACCGCGUUUUGUGGCUUCUGUUCGCUGUGGCCUGCUUAAGAAAGAACCUGGGAGACCCUCAAGCCACACAAUGGAGGCAGUGACCUUUGAGGAUGUGGCCGUGAACUUCACCAUGGAGGAGUGGGCUUUGCUGAAUCCAUCCCAAAAGAAGCUCUACAGAGAUGUGAUGGGGGAAACUUUUAGGAACAUGGCUGCCAUAGGAAGAGCUGAUGAUAACCUGGAAGUUGGAAAAGAAUACAAAAAUUACUGGCAAUAUCUAAGAAAUGAAGAGGUAGGGAAAUGCUAUCAGUAUACAAGUUGGAAUCAAUAUGAAGAAAUAUUCCUUUGUAGUCCAGAUGCUAAUGUGGAUGUGAGACAAACAGCCACACACAAUGAUGUAGAGAUCCAUGAAACAGAUUGCAGUGGAGGGAAACCCUAUGUAUGUAAGCAAUGUGGGAAAGCUUUUACCACACGUGGAUAUUGUCAAAUAUAUGAAAGCCUUCACACUGGAGAGAAACCCUAUGUAUGUAGGCAGUGUGAGAAAGCUUUUACCACA